Messenger RNA from Camelus dromedarius (Arabian camel), 3545 nucleotides. It is a transcript of the gene AGPAT3, whose product is annotated as 1-acylglycerol-3-phosphate O-acyltransferase 3. NCBI's taxonomy places the organism in Eukaryota, Metazoa, Chordata, Mammalia, Artiodactyla, Camelidae. The transcript has 10 exons. Gene Ontology annotation, molecular function: 1-acylglycerol-3-phosphate O-acyltransferase activity. The record is from RefSeq and is a predicted model, not a curated record. Bases 260 to 1390 code for a protein of 376 amino acids. Gene Ontology annotation, cellular component: endoplasmic reticulum; endomembrane system.
GGCCCGACGCAGGGCCGGGCGCGCCCAGGGCCGGAGCGCGGCGGCCGGAGCGGCCCGGAGGCGACGCCGGGGGCCACGCGCGCGACGAGCAGGUGGCGGCGGCUGCAGGUGAAUCUGUGCUUGUGCCUUUCACUCUCGGGCCUUCAAGUCGGAGCCUUCUGAGGACGACUCUGCCCCGCUGCCCCGCUGCCCCCCUGCCCCCGUGCCGCGGACGGCCGUUCUCAGUGAGGGACCUUGCACGCGCUACUGAGCUGUGGCCAUGGGCCUGCUCGCCUUCCUGAAGACCCAGUUCGUCGUGCACCUCCUCAUCGGCUUCGUCUUUGUGGUCAGCGGGCUGGUCAUCAACUUCGUCCAGCUCUGCACACUCAUCCUCUGGCCCGUGAACAAGCAGCUGUACCGCCGGCUCAACUGCCGCCUCGCCUACUCACUCUGGAGCCAGCUGGUCAUGCUACUGGAGUGGUGGUCGUGCACUGCGUGCACCCUGUUCACCGACCAGGCCACGGUGGCCCGCUUUGGGAAGGAGCACGCGGUCAUUAUCCUCAAUCACAACUUCGAAAUCGACUUCCUCUGCGGGUGGACCAUGUGCGAGCGAUUCGGUGUGCUGGGGAGUUCCAAAGUCCUGGCUAAAAGGGAGCUGCUUUACGUGCCCCUCAUCGGCUGGACCUGGUACUUCCUGGAGAUCGUAUUCUGCAAACGGAAGUGGGAGGAAGACCGGGACACCGUCAUCGAAGGACUGAAGCGCCUGGCUGACUACCCCGAAUACAUGUGGUUUCUCCUGUACUGCGAGGGCACGCGCUUCACGGAGAAGAAGCACCGCGUCAGCAUGGAGGUGGCCGCCUCCAAAGGGCUGCCCGCCCUCAAGUACCACCUGCUGCCUCGGACCAAGGGCUUCACCACCGCGGUCCAGUGCCUCCGCGGGACAGUCGCAGCUGUCUACGACGUCACGCUGAAUUUCCGAGGAAACAAGAACCCGUCUUUGCUGGGGAUCCUGUACGGGAAGAAGUACGAGGCGGACAUGUGUGUGAGGAGAUUUCCUCUGGAAGAGAUUCCACUGGAUGAAAAGGAAGCGGCUCAGUGGCUUCAUAAAUUGUACCAGGAGAAGGACGCGCUGCAGGAGAUGUACAACCAGAAGGGUGUGUUCCCUGGGGAGCAGUUCAGACCUGCUCGGCGGCCAUGGACGCUCCUGAACUUCCUCUCCUGGGCCACGGUUCUCCUGUCUCCUCUCUUCAGUUUCGUCUUGGGGGUCUUCGCCAGUGGAUCUCCCCUGCUGAUCCUGACGUUCCUGGGGUUUGUCGGGGCAGCUUCCUUUGGAGUCCGCCGACUAAUAGGAGUGACUGAAAUAGAGAAGGGCUCCAGCUAUGGAAACCAAGAGUUUAAGAAAAAGGAAUAAUUAAUGGCUGUGAUUGAACACACAUAACCUGACGGUGGUAUCCAAUUAACUCAAUUAAAAACAGAACAACACACACAGAGCGGGAAAAAGACACUUAGAAACUAUUUUUCUUAUUAACUGGUGACUAAUAUUGACCAAUAAAACUUGAGCCAAGAGUAAAGCAGUCGGAAGGCCUGCGGAUGGAGACGCCAGCCUCGCCCCUGCGCUUCCCCCGGGAAGCCGGUCUCCGGGGCGUCGCUCUGGGGGGAGGUGGCGCCCGGAGAGCCGUCCGACUCGUCACCUCCGAGAGCGCUGUCUGCCGAGGGAGCCUUCGGUCGCUUUCUCUUCCCACACUUAGAUCCCGGUUUGGGUUUUUACCAGUUAUCUUGGGAGUUUCCCCCCCUCUCCCCCUGCACCCCCAGCACACUAUCUUCAAGGCUCCUCCCGGGCCCCCGGGCCUCAGAGCACCUGCUCGUCCCGAUCUGCUGGCACCGUGGCCUCCAGGCGGUGGGCGCGGGGCCCCGGGAGAGUUCUCUGGGCCAGCAGCACACCGAGCGAGCCGGCGGCGGACACGCGCCUCGCCCCGUUGAGCUUCCAGAGCUUCCUUGCCCCUUCCUACCUGAGCCCGCGUGGAAACACCUUCAGUCCGUUUCAAGGCGGAUGGAGCCCGAGAACUCGGCGAGGUGCGGCGUCCUCCCGGUGCCCCGGGCGCAGCUCCUCUGUCCCCGGCGACCGUCAGACUCGGGUCCCCCGCCGAGCGCAGGGCGGCCACCCGCACGGAGGCGCUGUGUCCGGGGGUCGGGGGUGGGGGAGCCUCGGCCCGCAGCCUGCAGGACUGUUGACGCUUUUGAGAAGGCAGUGUCACCAUCACCCUGUCUUCUGAGGUGGUUGGAAACAGCACGGAGCUCGUCUGCUUUGAGAGGUUAUACUUUGACAGUGGACCUGUGGACGGCUGUCAGCGUCCUGACGAAAACGGGAGGUGGUGAGCCCUCCCCACCUCCGCCCCCCUCCCCCCCGGGCAGCUGCAUGUGUCCGGGGGGAGGGCCGGCGGCGGCUCCUGCCGCAGGGCUGUCCCCCGAGUGUGCUGACCGCCUGUGCUUGGCGGCACCGCAUCCGCACAGCAUCCCCGCAGCCUGCCGCCGGGGUGCUCGCCUCUCCUCCCGGAGGGAGGCGCCUCCAGCGCACGCCCGGCGGGGCGGAAGCCCCCGGGGCCGGCCGCCCCGCCCGGCCUCCCUCCGCUGUAGCCCCGCCCCCCGCCCGCAUCCGGCUUUCCUCUGAAACUUUACCUUGCUUUUUAAAAGUCACACUCCCCUCAUCUUUUUUAGCAAGAGAACGAAAAAUAACGGGUGUUAUCUCUGAUGCACUGUAACCAGCAUCCUGAAUAGAGGCAGGGUGAACUUUCUAGGGGAAAAAAUGGAGGGAAGAGGCAUGGAAAAAAUUAUAAACCAAAUUGGAAAAAUAAUUAUGCAUUGGUCCUAAGUACGUAUUUUGGGGAGGUCUAGGGAAACAGCCCACAUCCUUUGUAACGACACUACUGAAUUCUGCAUUAGUGACCUUGGUGAAGGGACCGAGGUCGCAGGGACGCGAACCACGAUUCUGUACUCGCUCAGGAGGGACAGUGGGUGCACACGAGUCCUGGUGAGGUUGAAGGGUAAAACAAACCGGCUUUGAAGUGCUUUUCUUAGACGCGUGCUUCCCUCUGCCACAAAGCACGCCCCUCCAACCCCCCCCCCCCCCCGCAUAGCAGAGCCCCUGCGGAAGAGCUGCUCCCACUGCGGUCAGCGCUACCUUAGGUCUCAUUUCUCUGCACACGGUGUGCUGUUCAUCCGUCUCUCUGUGUGUUUAUGUUAUUUGCUAGUUCACUAACCCUGCAAAUCUUAAAGGAAACAGUUGAAGAGUACUACUGUGCGGGUACAUUACCUGGAAAAUGCAAAAUUAGAUCUUUUUACCGUUUAAUUAAUAGUUCUUGCCUCUGGGAUAAGUUCCCUCCCCUUGAAAUUAAUACCUAAUGUGUAAAUUCUGUGUGGAGGCAGUGAUGAGCUGUGAAGACUCGAGGUAAAUGGAGAUUGACCACUUCUAAUUUUCAAAUCUCAGCGACUUCCUUCCCACUGAACGCAGAUUAGCUUGUGCACUUGAAUACCAAGCUCUUUGACAGCAAUAAAAACUACACCAUGAA